AUGGCGAUAUUGUACGCGGUUGUGGCUCGGGGGACGACGGUGCUGGCCGAGUUCAGCGCCGUGACGGGGAACACUGGCGCCGUGUCGCGGCGGAUUCUGGAGAAGUUACCGUCGGAGGCCGAUUCCAGGCUUUGUUUCUCGCAGGAUCGCUACAUAUUCCAUAUUCUUAGAUCGGAUGGCCUCACCUUCCUCUGUAUGGCCAACGACACCUUCGGAAGGAGAAUCCCUUUUUCGUACUUGGAGGAUGUUCACAUGAGGUUCAUGAAAAACUAUGGCAAAGUUGCUCCCUAUGCACCUGCUUAUGCCAUGAAUGAUGAGUUUUCUCGAGUCUUGCAUCAGCAAAUGGAAUUUUUCUCCAGUAAUCCUAGUGCAGAUACACUCAACCGUGUUAGAGGCGAAGUUGCUCAGGCCCUACCUCUUAUGCUUCAGUCAAACAACAGUGGUGUUUGCUAUGAAAACUAG
This is a messenger RNA of Ilex paraguariensis (yerba mate), 462 nucleotides long. Lineage: Eukaryota; Viridiplantae; Streptophyta; Magnoliopsida; Aquifoliales; Aquifoliaceae. The record is from the annotation of a GenBank genome assembly.